Molecule: messenger RNA, 1835 nt
Organism: Topomyia yanbarensis
Lineage: Eukaryota; Metazoa; Arthropoda; Insecta; Diptera; Culicidae
Gene: Elp3
Product: elongator complex protein 3
Exons: 3
Coding region: 139-1788 (549 amino acids)
Biological process (GO): tRNA wobble base 5-methoxycarbonylmethyl-2-thiouridinylation
Cellular component (GO): elongator holoenzyme complex; cytoplasm; nucleus
Molecular function (GO): acyltransferase activity, transferring groups other than amino-acyl groups; iron-sulfur cluster binding
Source: RefSeq, a predicted model, not a curated record
UUCUGAAAAACAAGUCUUGCGUAAAAUCGUGGUGCAGUUGUUCACAGAUUAUAGUAUUUUCUUGUGAAAUUUAGAAAAUUUUACUAUAUAAUCGUUUGAAUGCAUUAAAAGUUAUAAUCAUAGGCAAAAUAUCGAACGAUGACUAAGAAAAAACCUUUAGGCGCUGGACUAAGCCGAGACGAACGUAUGCUGAUUGUCGUUGGCGAAAUCAUUCAGGAACUUCUAAAAGCCCACCAGGAAGGAAAAGAUGUCAAUCUAAACCGUCUGAAAACACGGCUUGCUUCCAACUACGGGUUAUCAAGUGCUCCUCGGUUGGUGGACAUCAUCGCUGCGGUUCCUCACGAGGCGAAACCGAUUCUGCUACCGAAGCUUAAGGCGAAACCUAUUCGAACGGCGAGUGGGAUUGCUGUCGUCGCAGUGAUGUGCAAGCCGCAUCGUUGUCCGCAUAUUAAUAUGACCGGAAACAUUUGUGUGUACUGUCCUGGUGGACCCGAUAGCGAUUUUGAAUAUUCGACGCAGAGCUACACUGGUUAUGAGCCAACUUCGAUGAGAGCAGUACGCGCUCGGUAUAAUCCGUUCCUGCAAACAAGACAUCGUGUAGAGCAACUGAAACAGCUCGGCCACUCGGUGGACAAGGUGGAGUUUAUAGUAAUGGGUGGAACGUUUAUGUGUCUGCCGGAAGAUUAUAGAGACUAUUUUAUUCGCAACCUACACGACGCUCUUUCGGGUCAUACGAGUUCUAGUGUGGAAGAAGCUGUUCGAUACUCGGAGAAAUCUCACACCAAAUGUAUAGGGAUAACGAUUGAAACACGUCCAGAUUAUUGCUUGAAGCGUCACCUCUCAGAUUUACUAGCCUACGGCUGCACUAGAUUGGAAAUUGGAGUUCAAUCCGUAUACGAGGAUGUUGCUAGAGAUACGAACCGUGGCCACACGGUAAAGGCAACCUGUGAAAGUUUUCAAAUGUCGAAAGACGCUGGCUUUAAAGUUGUUUCGCAUAUGAUGCCAGACCUUCCGAAUGUGGAUAUCGAACGAGACAUCGAGCAGUUUAUAGAGUUCUUUGAAAAUCCUGACUUUCGCGCAGAUGGUUUAAAAAUCUAUCCAACCUUAGUUAUUCGUGGUACCGGACUGUACGAGCUGUGGAAAACCGGUCGAUACAAGAGCUAUCCACCCUCGACUUUGGUUGAUUUGGUAGCAAAGAUUCUCGCAUUGGUUCCACCAUGGACACGUGUUUAUCGCGUUCAGCGAGAUAUACCAAUGCCACUGGUUAGUUCCGGAGUAGAGCAUGGUAAUCUUCGAGAGCUUGCUCUAGCUCGAAUGAAAGAUCUUGGAACCGAUUGUCGUGACGUACGAACCAGAGAAGUUGGAAUUCAGGAGAUCCACAACAAGGUGCGCCCGUAUGAAGUAGAGCUUAUCCGAAGGGAUUAUGUCGCAAAUGGCGGCUGGGAAACGUUUCUUUCGUACGAGGAUCCCACACAAGACAUACUGGUCGGAUUAUUGAGAUUGCGAAAGUGUUCACCGGAUACCUUCAGGCCCGAGUUAAUCGACAGCUGUUCGAUUGUCAGAGAACUCCACGUGUAUGGGUCAGUUGUACCGGUCAAUGCCAGGGAUCCGACCAAGUUUCAACAUCAAGGUUUUGGAAUGUUACUGAUGGAAGAAGCGGAACGCAUUGCACGAGAAGAACAUGGUAGCAAGAAGUUGGCAGUUAUUUCCGGGGUUGGAACGAGGAAUUACUACCGAAAGAUGGGUUACGAGCUGGAUGGUCCUUAUAUGUCUAAAAUUUUGGAUUAGUUCCUACAGAUUGUGUAUAGUUUAAAUAAAUAUUAAAAGUUUCUUUA